Messenger RNA from Arabidopsis lyrata subsp. lyrata, 568 nucleotides. Its product is annotated as 60S ribosomal protein L35a-1. Bases 88 to 426 code for a protein of 112 amino acids. The record is from RefSeq and is a predicted model, not a curated record. Gene Ontology annotation, biological process: ribosomal large subunit biogenesis; cytoplasmic translation. Gene Ontology annotation, molecular function: structural constituent of ribosome. NCBI's taxonomy places the organism in Eukaryota, Viridiplantae, Streptophyta, Magnoliopsida, Brassicales, Brassicaceae. The transcript is spliced from 4 exons. Gene Ontology annotation, cellular component: cytosolic large ribosomal subunit; ribosome.
GGAUACGCUUAUUAGGGUUUGUGAGCUUUCGUCUCCGUUUUUUGAAGGCAACUCUGCUAAUUUCUUCCACCGGACGAUUCGAUAAAAAUGGUGAAAGGACGCCAAGGAGAACGUGUCAGGCUCUAUGUCAGGGGAACCAUACUUGGCUACAAAAGGUCGAAGUCAAACCAGUACCCAAACACGUCCUUAGUCCAAGUCGAAGGAGUGAACACCACUGAGGAAGUGUCAUGGUACAAAGGUAAACGAAUGGCUUACAUCUACAAAGCCAAGACCAAGAAGAACGGUAGUCACUACCGAUGCAUUUGGGGCAAAGUCACUAGGCCUCACGGUAACAGUGGCGUUGUUCGAGCCAAAUUCACAUCAAACUUGCCUCCUAAAUCAAUGGGAUCUCGAGUUCGAGUGUUCAUGUAUCCGAGUAACAUUUAAAGCUCUGUGUACUCGUCAUUUUUUUUGUCUGCAAGUCUUGUUAAUGGACCUUGCUUAUUAUUUGACUCUUUUAUCUUGAACUAUUUUGGAGUAACAACAAUUUUGGUUGAGCCUUAGAUACGAGUUCCCUAUAUUGCCCAAA